This is a messenger RNA of Limulus polyphemus (Atlantic horseshoe crab), 1841 nucleotides long. RefSeq lists its product as uncharacterized. NCBI's taxonomy places the organism in Eukaryota, Metazoa, Arthropoda, Merostomata, Xiphosura, Limulidae. The record is from RefSeq and is a predicted model, not a curated record. Gene Ontology annotation, molecular function: transcription coactivator binding. Bases 386 to 1306 code for a protein of 306 amino acids. Gene Ontology annotation, biological process: negative regulation of DNA-templated transcription. The transcript is spliced from 5 exons.
CCGAACUAGUGUAUUUUUUCUGGGCAUGAUUAUUCUGUUCUGGACUACUCCUCACGGCGCUGACCAAAACUCAUUUCCUGCGCAAGUCCUGAAUAAGGUUAGGGACGCACACUCGAUGUAGAUUGGUGCGCGUGAGUCAGUUAAUCUGACUAGCUACCUUUGUGUUUGUUGUGAACAUGGUACAUUUUCUCACAGUCGUGAAGGUUUUGUUCAGUAAGUCGCAAUUUAACAUUAGCAGCGGAACCAUCACCUCUUACACUUUUUUGUGUGUAGAUCUGAAUGAUAAAAACUUGAUAAAACGAAUUUAUUUUGGAGGCACAUAUACGGGUAUAUUUCUUACCCCAAAAAACAUUGAAAGUCUAAAUCUCAAACUUCUCAAAGCGACAUGAAAGGAAAGAGCAGAAUUAUGGAUGACAUUCAUGUGUCUCCUUCACUUAAAGAAUCUCUAACUAAAAGUCACAAACUGAAGAGAGUGAGAGUGCGACAGGACACACUUAGAGGAAAGACUAGAAAUAGGAAAAUGUCUUCUCCUCAAAUAAUUUCUGAUACCCCAGUACUACAAGCAGAAGGUCAUCUUUCUUUCCCCACAGAAUUGUCUGGAUAUUGUACCCCUCCCCAUAGCAGUUCACCACAUGCCUCCUUCAGUUUUAGUGGUAUAUUUCCUGGUGUUAAAAAUGGAAAUGAUGUUUUUUCUGUAAUGGAAAGAAAACGGCACUCAACUCCUUACAUAUUUUCUGAGUCCCUGUCAGACAGCAAUGAGCCAUUAGAUAUGACCAAAAAAUGCUGUAAGACUUCUGAACAAUCUGAAACCGUGUCGUAUGGACAGUUACAACAACAGAGACCAUCAGUAAUAACAUGUGCUCCAGCUCUGAUGCAUUCACAUUGUCAAAGAACUGACCACAUGAAAAAUGUGGGACAGCCAUCCCUGCUGAGUGUUACAAGUCUGACUAGGAGCAGAUCUUCAUCUUUGGAUGAUAAUAUUCAACCUGGUUAUCGACGGGAGGUGGUUUCAGGUAUGUGUGAUCCUGUUAUUGAUGAACACUUCAGAAGAUCUUUGGGGAAGGAUUACCCAGAAUUCCUCUCAUCUGCAACUUCUACAGCUCCAAGUGUAUCAGUAACAGUUGAUGACCAUUUUGCUAAAGCUCUAGGAGAUAUCUGGUUAAGGCUGCAACACACCAAACCUGGAAGAAGGGACAUCAUCACUACUACUACUACUACACCAGUUGCCUCAGGGCCAAGGAUGACUUCAGGUUCUCCCUCAUCAUCUCCCUUACUGCAGCAUCCUCAAAGAAUAGUGUCUACUUAAGAUUUUGUUGUAAAAUCUGACCACUCUGUAUUAUAGUAUUCUGAACAAUGAAAAUGUACAGUACAAGGUCGUCAGAAAAUGGCAUAUUACUUCCUUGGAUUUUUUUUUGUCUGAACACCUUUUGUUGUAAGCAAAACAUAACUGUACAUUUUUUUGUAUAUUUGGGAGGGAGAAUAGUUUGGUUAACAGACAUCAAAGUAUAAGGCAUGCUGUAUUAUCAGUAAUGUGUGUCUCUCUCUAGAAUUUCUAAAACUUUAACUUUUACAGAAUUCCAUUUCAGUUACCUCAUAAGAUGAGAUGUUUAUGUAUCAUUAAGCUUAAUCAAUGGGUAAAUUGCAUAAAUUGAUUUUUUACUGAGGUUGGAAUCAUCGUAAGAUGGUUUUGUCAUAAUGUUUAUGUUUGUAAGUUCAACUCCUAAAGAAAGCUUGUAUGGAAGAUACUUAAUUUGCUUGACAUUUUCAUCUUAAAUUAAUAUUGUAUUUUCCUUUCUCUAAAUUUUAAUAUUAAAAGAGAAAUAAAUUGUUGGCAACCUUUA